Molecule: messenger RNA, 1015 nt
Organism: Saccostrea cuccullata (small rock oyster)
Lineage: Eukaryota; Metazoa; Mollusca; Bivalvia; Ostreida; Ostreidae
Exons: 3
Coding region: 174-977 (267 amino acids)
Source: RefSeq, a predicted model, not a curated record
UGGCGGUCAUUAUUUUUGUGAAAGUUUUCCUUUCAACAUUGUGUUGUGUGGUUUAUGUCAAGGAGGCAUAUUGUGGAAACAUUGAAAAGCGGUUUCUUAUUAACAACGGGAGCUCUGUAAAUUCUCAUCUUCAAGAUUUACAAAGCAAACUCUUGGACCUCACAUACAAGUAUAUGGCUCAGGAAUCCACCAUCAAUGAGCUGAAGUCAGAAGUUCUUUUAACAAAGACUGUCAAUGCUAACCAAUCAAGAGUCAUACAUGACCUAGAGGUCAAGGUAAAAGCUCAGGAAACCGUAAUUCAAGAUCUCACUACGAAAUCUCAAACUCAAUCAUCGACUAUAACAGAUCUUACCCUUAAGUUGCUCCGAGAAAGCAAUAAAAAUGACGACAAUGCAUUACGUAUUCAGUCGCUGUCAUCUAAAUACCAAACGCUGGCGACGACAAAAUCAGGUGGCGCACUGUUUGUCCGAUGGGGAAGAAAGACUUGUCCCGACAAUACAACGGACCUUGUAUACUCAGGGUAUGCAGGUGGGUCUAAAUAUUCCAAGGUAGGCGGACCUGCUAAUUUCCUUUGUCUUGUGCCAGAUCCUUAUUUAAUUCCAGAUGUAGGAAGCGGUCAGUAUAUCCAUGGCGUGGAAUAUGAUCACGGAAUAAGCGGAUCAAAAGUAGGACAAAAUGUUCUUUGUUCAGUAUGUAGAAGUAGAACCGAGGAGAGCACACUCAUGCUUCCAGGAAAAUCGUCUUGCUAUCCCGGAUGGAAAAUGCAAUACAGAGGCUUCUUAGCAUCUGGAAAUGAAGCAUUUACAUCUUCCGCAAAUUACAUCUGUUUGGAUGAACAUACAGAUCAAUGGCAAGCAGGAGAUGAGGUGACGUUGGACGGAAAACUCCUGUACACCGUCAGAAUUGCGUGCGGUUCUCUGGCUUGUCCGCCCUAUCAUAAUGACAGAGACGCAACGUGUGUUGUUUGUACCAAAUAACCUUCAAGAUAAUAAAUAAAAAGAAUACAUCAUUGUAA